Komagataella phaffii GS115 is the source of this 1671-nucleotide messenger RNA. RefSeq names its product Glutamate decarboxylase, converts glutamate into gamma-aminobutyric acid (GABA). The record is from RefSeq and is a predicted model, not a curated record. Gene Ontology annotation, molecular function: glutamate decarboxylase activity; pyridoxal phosphate binding. The transcript has a single exon. Gene Ontology annotation, cellular component: cytosol. Bases 1 to 1671 code for a protein of 556 amino acids. Lineage: Eukaryota; Fungi; Ascomycota; Pichiomycetes; Pichiales; Pichiaceae. Gene Ontology annotation, biological process: L-glutamate catabolic process.
AUGACCCUAUCAAACAACACCAAGAGAAGAGAAAGUUCCAUUACUCCAGAUCAACAGAAGCUUAUUGAAAAGUACCUCGAAAAGAAGAAUGUACAUCAUCAGAAGAAACUGCAGCAUGUAACGCACACUUCUACCAAUGUCAACCUAUCAUCCAUCAAAUGGAAGAGUUUGCGAUUGGAGGACUGCGGUGUUUCAAUCCCUGAUUCAGGAUUACCAGCCAAGAUUGCUUAUGAAUCAAUCCACGAUAGUUUGAACCUCGAUGGAAACCCCACUUUGAACUUGGCCUCGUUUGUUAACACUGGUUACAUCAACGAUUAUAGUGAGCCAUUGAUUCAUGAGAACUUGGUGAAAAACUUGGCUGACAAUGAUGAGUAUCCAGUCAUGCUGGAGUUACACGAAAGAUGUCUCCAAAUGCUUACUGAAUUGUGGAACGGUGAUUCUAAGAAGAGCAUUGGUUCUGCCACUACAGGCUCUUCUGAAGCCAUUAUGCUUGGGGGACUGGCUAUGAAGAAAAAUUGGCAAACCAAGAGGCGUGCUGCUGGUAAAAGCACCGAGAAGCCUAACAUUAUCAUGGCUUCCUGUUGCCAAGUUGCGUUAGAGAAGUUUGCCCGAUACUUUGAAGUAGACGCUCGUAUCAUUUCGUGUGACAACAAUGACUACAUUCUGGACUAUGAUUUGAUAUAUGAUGCUUGUGACGAGAAUACCAUAGGUAUUUUUGUUAUUCUUGGAUCGACCUAUACUGGUGCUUUUGAGGACGUUGCUUUAGUCAAUAAAAUUUUAGACCGUGUUGAAAAGGAGAAGGGAUUCGACAUUCCAAUCCAUGUGGACGGCGCCUCCGGGGCUUUUGUUGCCCCUUUUAUCUAUCCAGACCUGGAAUGGGAUUUUAGAGUUCCUCGUGUCAAAUCAAUCAACACUUCAGGCCACAAGUUUGGACUCGUCACAGCAGGUUUAGGUUGGAUUGUUUUCAAAGACAAGGAAUGGCUUCCUAAAGACCUUGUUUUUGAAUUACGCUAUUUGGGUGGUCUAGAAUACAGUUUUACUCUAAACUUCUCCCGUCCGGGACACCAAGUCAUCCACCAAUAUUUCAAUUUUGUCGCUUUAGGAAAGAAUGGAUACUCGUCUAUUUUUGAUACAUGCUUAACAAAUGCCAGGCUUCUUUCAUCCUUUUUGGAAGAGACGAACUACUUCAAGGUGGUAUCGAACGUUCAUCGUCCUGUGGAAGCGGGCACAACGCCUCACGCUGAUGAUCACCUUGCUUUUCAUCCCAGUUUGCCAGUGGUUUCUUUCCAGUUCAACGAAGAGUUUUCCAAGCAAUAUCCUGAAAUUCCUCAAUCAAUCAUAUCCACUUUAAUGAGAAACAAGGGUUGGAUCAUUCCUAAUUAUCCUCUGCCAAGAACAACUAAACCAGUGAAGGAUGAUGAGAGAGAAAUUCUUCGUGUGGUGGUUAGAUACAACUUAACCCUAGAGCUACUUCAGAAGCUGAUGAGUGACAUAGUGUCCACAUUAACUGUUUUGACUAACUCAUGCAAGUUGAUUAGAGAGUCUUUGAAUAACGAUGCUUUGGAGGAUACAGACAUUAUUUACGAUAUGCUUCUAAGUAUUGCUUUGGACGGUAGCGAGAAUUUGGUCAAGUCGUCAAUCAAAGAUCAUAAACACGCGGGAGCUUGUUAA